Molecule: messenger RNA, 2628 nt
Organism: Pimephales promelas (fathead minnow)
Lineage: Eukaryota; Metazoa; Chordata; Actinopteri; Cypriniformes; Leuciscidae
Gene: tmem64
Product: transmembrane protein 64
Biological process (GO): positive regulation of osteoclast differentiation; regulation of cytosolic calcium ion concentration; positive regulation of bone resorption
Cellular component (GO): endoplasmic reticulum
Source: RefSeq, a predicted model, not a curated record
AGAAUACUGGGAAACAAACAGUGGUAUGAAUAAACGCUCCGCGUAAACAUCCGUUGCUGAGGUGGGCAAGCGCUCGCAGAACACAAGUAAAACAACUCAUCCAGGGAACGCAACGACCGUCUAUCCGCGACUUUUAUAAUCGGUGUUAUUCUGGCCAAGGGAUGUGACAUGUUGAGCAGGGUGAGCGGCGGGACUUUGGACCGGAGCCUGGUUGGGAGUAGCGUUACUGCAGUGAGCUGUGCCUGGAGUCAGGAAAGUUGAGCGACGCGUGUGUGUGAUUUAUCCGUCAGACGCGAUGACAGCAGCGCCUGGAGGGAUUUCUUUCCUCUGAUGUUGGGAAGGGGAGUAUGGCGUUCAUAAGUGAACAGACACAUUCGCAUCUUGAGUGCUUGAAGUGGUACAACUCCACAUCAGUUUUCCCCAGAUAAAUUAUUAUACGUAACUGGACUUUUCGGGACAAUUCCUCACUAUCCAGGGAAUUGAUUGCCUUUGUCAGAGGAUCCUCAGGAUUUGCCAACGUGUAAAUCCAAGGGUCAACAUUUUGGACUGGACGUCCAAACAAUCAAUCGAGUGAAGUCAUAUGAAGAAGGGAUGAAUAUGUGGAGCUCAGGGUCAGUGCAGGGUGUGCUGAAAGCCCUGAAGCACGCCGCGGGGAAAGGACACAUCCAGCUCAGCCGCUGGCUGCAAAAGACCCCUGACUCACUGGACUGCGACAAGAUCGACAUCUUGAUCUGUAACGUCUUUGACGAGAGAGCCAACGGCGGGAAAUCGGAGGCAGAGCCGGCGGGACUGACCGAGACCGGUGCGCCCUUCACCUCCGAGUUCAGGCAUCCGUGUUGCAUUACCACCUGUUGCUUUAAAAGUGCCCUGUUGGCGUGCAUCCUGACAGCCGUGUGCUUUUCAUCGGUCGCUCUCGUGCGCCAGUACCUGAAGGAUGUCUUGUUGUGGGUGGAGAGUUUGGACAGUUUCGUGGGCGCCUUGCUGUUCAUUGUCGGCUUGAUCACGGUGUCUUUCCCCUGCGGCUGGGGUUAUAUCGUGCUCAACGUGGCCGCGGGGUAUUUAUAUGGGUUUGUGUUGGGGAUGGGACUGGUGAUGGUUGGGGUUUUGAUCGGGACUUUCAUAGCUCAUGUGGUCUGUAAGCGAUUGCUGACGAACUGGGUUCUGAGUAAGAUCGGCAGCAGUGAACAGCUGAGUGCUGUUAUUCGGGUGGUGGAGGGGGGAAGUGGACUCAAAGUUGUGGCCUUAGCGAGACUCACUCCGAUUCCUUUCGGUCUCCAGAACGCGGUCUUCUCGAUCACAGAUGUGUCCUUGCCAAAUUAUUUAGUGGCUUCCUCAGUGGGACUUCUCCCAACACAACUCCUUAACUCCUAUCUUGGCACCACCCUGCGCACAAUGGAGGACGUGAUCGCAGAACAGAGCGUCAGUGGAUACUUUGUGUUCAGUCUACAGAUCUUCAUCAGCAUAGGCCUGAUGUUUUACGUUGUCCAUCGAGCACAAGUGGAACUGAAUGCCGCCAUCGCCGCCUGCCAGAUGGAGCUGAAGACGUCGUACAUGAAUGGCGGAGCGGCCAACCACAGCGGCUCGACGUACUGCAGCAAACGGGCUGUGGCGGGAGGGGGGAUCAACGUGGUCUGAUCAACAUUUUUCUUGAGGAUGAACAUUUUUCAAUCCUCCGUCCAGUUGCAUUGCCCCGACUGGACGGCGGGAAAUCCGUCAGAGGGGAAUUCCUUGGCUGCGUCAGGGAGUCUUGGGAGCUGCUACCGUCCCAGACAGCGGUUCUAGUUCUGAUGAAGGUCUGACUGCGGAGCGGUACUGGACUAUCAAUCAGAUGAGAAGAGCUGACCAUCGCAUUUGAUGGAAACGUUGCCCAAAGAUUGGGACCCUGUGCCAGUAUUAAAUGAGAAGUUUAUGAAAUUGACUUGAGAUGUAUUUGAGGUACGUUUUCUUUUUAAAAUUCUUUUUAUGACGCUAAUAGAAAUUAUAACUUUAUAGGAGGUCUAAAGCAUGAAAUGGGUUAAUUUAAUUAAAGAGAAUGUCAUAGAAUUGUAGUUAGAUAUUACAGAGGGCCCAACUAAUAUAUCAGGUUAAUAUGCUUCAGAUGUUUGCUCUUUUGUUUUAUAAAUAUAUAAUGUUAUUUGGUAAAAAUUAAUUGUUGAAUUUCUUUUUUAUAUAUAUACUUUUCUGAGUUAAUCUAAAGGUAUUGCUUAAUGGAUUGUUUCUUUUCAUGUUAUGUGUAGAGUAAGAAAAAAAAUGAGUCCGUUAGUACCACCUGGAUAAAAUUGUGGCUUUUGCCAAUUGGGAACACUUUUAUGCUACACUGCGGUUUUUGUAAGGAACAGAUGGGAGGAGCGGAAAUUUUCUUAGCUGGAUAUUUAGGGCUGUCCUGCCAAGAACCUUUAGUACAGCAUGAUUAGCUCAGCAGUAUAUGUUCGAUUUCUCAUUCUCAUAUUGAGAGGACUGAAAUGAUUUGCCUUCUUUCUUGUAUGAUUUAACCAAAUGCUUUAUUAUAGGGCUGUUAGCAUUUUAUGACAUCACUUUUGUUAAUUUAUUCAUUGUUAGAAUCAUAUAAUUCCAAAAGUUUGCACAAAUGGGAUUCUAUACAACUAAAUAUGUAAGAGACAAAAUGCU